This is a messenger RNA of Acanthocheilonema viteae, 1188 nucleotides long. The record is from the annotation of a GenBank genome assembly. Lineage: Eukaryota; Metazoa; Nematoda; Chromadorea; Rhabditida; Onchocercidae.
AUGGGACUACUUCGUAUAUGCAAAAUCAACGAAAGAGGUUGGAGUUCUGUAGGAAUUGCUGGUAUACUUACAGAUUAUCUCAAGAGCGUUGAUGACUGAUAUGGUUGGAUACCUGAAUCGGAUAGCAGUUGUAUUGCCGGAAUACCAAUGCCACCCCAAAAUGUUAACGCUGAGGUGCCGAUACCACGAAAUGAUCAAACAGCAGCUUGGGAAAAAGCACAAGAAGCCUUGAAAAAGGUUAACGUUUCAGCCACUUCCAUCUCUUCGAACAUUUCAUCCAUGACAUCAUAUUAUUCUCAACCUCAUCCCGAUAUACGGUCUCAAACAUUGCAUUAUUAUCCAUGGAUGGAACAGCAUGGUCUUGGAAUGCUACCAUUUCUACCUCGUUUACCACCACCGCCACCACCACCACCACCAUCGUCAUCAUCAUCAUCGCCAUCACUUUCUUCAUCGUUACCACCACCACCACCUCCCCAAACCUAUGGUAUGGCGCAGGAAAAUUCGGCUUAUGUAGGAGUUCAUUAUGGUUUUACUCCAUCAGGGAUUCAUCUACCAUCAUCAAAUGGCAGUUAUCAUCCAGAUUUCAUGAACCCGUGGGCAUCAUCAAACGUUGCUCCUAGACGACAGUUUGGAUUUAACGGGAGCGGAUCGGGAUCAGGAGGAGGAGAAUAUGGUCGAAAUAACAGUGCAACACAACAUCCUAUACGUUUUUCAAUUAAUCGUCCUCGAGGACUUAAUACUGCAUCAGUUUUUCAUCAAAAUUCUCAAUCACUUGGACUGGAAUCACCAAGCAUACCAGAUCCCGUUAAGAGGUAUGUGGAACGUUCGUAUAUGGCAGUGGAAAAGAAGGAAGAUCGUGAUAAGUUGGAAGAAUAUUUCAAACAAAAAUUAAAUCCUUUGUUAAUGUCCGGUGCUUAUAAAGCAGUUGAUUGGGAUCGUGAGCCAUUGCCUUCUGAAGUAAAUUUUGAGUUAAAAAUGGGUUGGACACCAGCUAGUCAGUUGAAAAAGGGUUUAAACACAACCGUAGAAAUGGAGAAGCGAUCGCCGAAAAAGUCGAAACAUGAGAUGAGUCAUCGAAGGGAUUCACGAUCUCCUCCCUUUCGUGAACAAUCUAAAAGACGAAUACCGUUUAGCCCUCGUGUUCGUCUUCCAUCUGAUGAAGAUAAUUCAGUUGAUGAACAGGCAAAA